AUGAGGAUCGCCGUGGCUCUUGCUUGUAAUUUGACCUUCAUUUUUGUGGAUAUUGUUGUCACCACAGUAUUAUACGUUCGUGGUACUAGCUUGGAGGAUUUCUCAAAUGACGCACUAGAUUUCGAUGUUCACCGGUCAGUGUUGGAUCUUUGGGGGACUGUUCUGAUUCGCAGCUCCUUGCUACUGGGUGCUUCCAUCGGUGUAUGCUGGAACAGAGUCGAUGGUCCCAGGAGGGUAGUGGGACUUAGCUCACUAAAUGCUUUAAUAUGCCUCUCCAUCUUGACCUUUGCUCUAGCCAAAUUGCUGAUGUUCUCCGAGGAAGGGUCGGCAAUGUACGACCCUUGGUUUCUUAGUCUCCUAACAUGGACAUGCGUUUCUGCCAUAACCAUCAUGUUCUUGUGGAAACUGCUUGGAAAAAGCCCAAACACUGUUGCUGUUGGUGCUGAUAGAGAGGAGACAGAGAGGCUGGUGGAGCCGCUUAGUGACGGCUUCGAAAAUGAUGAAGGGGAGGAAGAAGGAGACAGAAAGAAGAGGAAAAAGAGGAAAGGAAUGAAGGAUGAACCUCGUUCAAGUGCAACUGUGGGCCGUUUGCUGUCAUAUUGCAAGAAGGACUCUCUGCUGCUAGCUGUUGCUUUUUUCUUCCUCCUUCUGUCUGCCGUGUGUGAGGCCUUUAUACCUUAUCUCACUGGACAAGCCAUCGAUGGUAUUGUCAUUCAUAAGAGUAUGGAGAAUUUCGUCAGGCCUGUGGUAACUCUCUCUGUGCUCGCCUUUGUCAGUUCGUUGGCUAUAGGUGUACGAGGAGGUGUGUUCACCUUAACGUUUGCCAGGCUGAAUAUUCGGCUCCGGAACCUUCUCUUCAGGUCGUUAAUGAGUCAAGACAUUGAAUUCUUUGAUGCUAACCACACAGGUGACAUUACUUCCCGCCUGACCUCUGACACUACGCAGGUGAGCGAUCUGAUCUCGCAGAACGUCAACCUCUUCCUACGCAGCUUCGUCAAAGGCGUGGGUUUUUUCAUCUUUAUGUUUGGAAUGUCGUGGAAACUGUCGCUCGUCACCCUCAUGGGCUUUCCGUACAUAGGUCUCAUUUCCAAACUCUACGGGGAAUAUUACAAGAGACUGACUAAAGAAGUUCAGACGUCGCUUGCUCAAGCCAACAAGGUAGCAGAGGAGACGAUCUCGGCGAUGAGGACGGUUCGUAGUUUUGCUAACGAGGAGCAGGAGGCGGAGUCUUACUACGCCAAGCUGCUUGAGGUGUUUCAACUCAACAAGAAGCAGGCCCUGGCUUACGCCUGCUACAUGUGGUCCAGCUGCAUUUCCGAACUGGCCCUACAAGUGGUCAUCCUGUCCUAUGGAGGUCACCUUGUAAUGUCCAAUCAGAUGAGUGGGGGGGCCCUCAUUGCCUUUUUCAUCUAUGAACUGGAGUUGGGCGAGUGUCUAGAAAGUAUAGCGUCGGUCUACACCGGUUUAAUGCAGGGUGUGGGAGCAGCCGAGAAGGUUUUCGAAUAUAUCAACAGGAAACCGAAACACCUCCCCCAGGGUCAAGAGGCCCCAGACGUGUUCAAGGGCCUGAUCGAGUUUAAGAACGUGACGUUCGCUUAUCCGACGCGCCCGGACACAGACGUACUGAAGGGCGUAUCGUUCUGUUCGCGGCCCGGGGAGGUGACCGCUCUGGUGGGUCCGUCGGGCAGUGGGAAGAGCUCCUGCAUCUCUCUGCUGGAGAACUUCUACACUCCUCAGCAGGGACAGGUGCUUCUGGACGGCCGACCGGUGCACGCUUAUCGGCAUGACUACCUUCACUCUCAGGUGGCUUUGGUUGGUCAGGAGCCCAUCCUCUUUGCCCGCUCUGUUCAGAAGAACAUUAGCUACGGCCUGAAGGACAUUCCUAUGGACGCCGUCGUGUCGGCUGCAACCAAAGCUAACGCUCAUGACUUUAUCACCGCUCUCCCCAAAGGAUAUGACACAGAUGUGGGUGAAAAGGGUGCCCAGUUAUCUGGAGGGCAGAAGCAACGCGUGGCCAUCGCACGCGCCCUGAUCCGACAGCCUCGCGUAAUCGUCCUGGACGAAGCUACAAGUGCUCUGGACGCAGAGAGUGAACACAUAGUUCAGCAAGCCCUGAAUGACAUCAUGCGAGAGCAUACAGUGUUAGUGAUCGCCCAUCGUCUGAGCACUGUGGAGAAGGCCCAUAACAUUAUUGUGAUUGACAAAGGGAUGGUGGUGGAGGAGGGGCCACAUGCUGACCUCAUGGCGAGGGGCGGGCUCUACUCUAAACUGGUCCAGAGGCAGAUAACAGGCAUUGAGACAGGGCUGGAGAUCCUCAACCCCCCCACAGAUUCUCCCCAGCUCCAAAAAGAGGAGGAGAAACAGAGCAAUGAGGAGAGUGGAGAGUCAGAUCACGAUGCCCGAUACUGA
Chanos chanos (milkfish) is the source of this 2409-nucleotide messenger RNA. RefSeq names its product ATP-binding cassette, sub-family B (MDR/TAP), member 9 (gene abcb9). Lineage: Eukaryota; Metazoa; Chordata; Actinopteri; Gonorynchiformes; Chanidae. Gene Ontology annotation, biological process: peptide transport; transmembrane transport. The coding region runs from base 1 to 2409 and encodes 802 amino acids. The transcript has 11 exons. The record is from RefSeq and is a predicted model, not a curated record. Gene Ontology annotation, molecular function: ATP binding; ABC-type peptide transporter activity; ABC-type oligopeptide transporter activity. Gene Ontology annotation, cellular component: lysosomal membrane.